UACAGCAGUUACUCCCGCCCUAAGCCUCAUUCUUAUGGUGCUCCGCCUCGUCCUGUGGAACAAGAAUACGGAUCUGGUGGUUAUGAGUCUGCUAGGCCCCAGCCGGCUUAUGGGUACCAGCAAAGUGGAUCCGAGUACGGAUCUGAAGGAUAUGGUCGGAAAUCGGAGUCGGAGCAACAGGAGUACGGAUCUGGUGGGUAUAGGCGGAAACAGGAAUCGGAGUCUUACGGAUCUGAAGAAUACGGAUCUGGUGGGUAUGGGCGGAAACAGGAAUCCGAAUCUUACGGGUCUGGUGGUUAUGGGGGGAGACAGGAAUCCGAUUCUUACGGAUCUGGUGGUGGGUAUGGGCGGAAACAGGAAUCGGAUUCUUACGGGUCUGGUGGUUAUGGGGGGAGACAGGAAUCGGACUCUUACGGGUCUGGUGGUUAUGGGGGGAGACAGGAAUCGGAUUCUUACGGAUCCGGUGGUGGUUAUGGGCGGAAACAGGAAUCGGAUUCUUAUGGAUCUGGUGGGUAUGGGCGGAAACAGGAAUCGGAGUCUUACGGAUCUGAAGAAUACGGAUCUGGUGGGUAUGGGCGGAAACAGGAAUCGGAAUCUUACGGGUCUGGUGGUUAUGGGGGGAGACAGGAAUCCGAUUCUUACGGAUCUGGUGGUGGGUAUGGGCGGAAACAGGAAUCGGAUUCUUACGGGUCUGGUGGUUAUGGGGGGAGACAGGAAUCGGACUCUUACGGGUCUGGUGGUUAUGGGGGGAGACAGGAAUCGGAUUCUUACGGAUCCGGUGGUGGUUAUGGGCGGAAACAGGAAUCGGAUUCUUAUGGAUCUGGUGGGUAUGGGCGGAAACAGGAAUCGGAGUCUUACGGAUCUGGUGGUGGGUAUGGGCGGAGAGAGGAGGGGGAAUCGGAGUCGUAUGGGUCUGGUGGGUACCGGAGGCAGUCGGAGACUGAAGAGUACGGAUCCGGGCGAAAACAGAGUUAUGGGGAAGAAGAGGGGAGUGGGGGGUAUGGGAAGCAGGAGUAUGAGAGUUCUGGGUAUAGAAGGGAGAAGUAUGAGAGGCCAAAUUAUGGGGAUGAGGAGCGGAUGAGGCCGAGCUAUGGGCGGUCGGAGGAGGAGGAUUACAGGAAGCCAAGCUACGCGGAGGACGAGGAGCGUGAGUAUGCGUAUGGGGAAGAGGGAUAUGGGCGCAAGAAAUACGGUGGUGAUUCUGACGAGGACAGCCGCCGCCACCAUCACCACCGCAGG
This is a messenger RNA of Cucurbita pepo subsp. pepo (vegetable marrow), 1239 nucleotides long. NCBI's taxonomy places the organism in Eukaryota, Viridiplantae, Streptophyta, Magnoliopsida, Cucurbitales, Cucurbitaceae. The record is from RefSeq and is a predicted model, not a curated record.